AUCCCUAAAAACGAGUAGAAACGAAGUGGAAGUUUCGCUGCAGAGGAGAAAAAAGUUUGGGAAGAUUUGCGUUUUACUACUGUUAACUUAAUUGAUUAAUCGAUUGAAAUUGCAAUUCGUUUAGUGUGAAAAAUUGGUCUAGAAAAAAGAAAAACUGCAAAAUGAAUGAGGAAUACGAUGCAAUUGUUUUGGGCACCGGUUUAAAGGAGUGCAUCUUGAGUGGUAUGCUUUCUGUAUCCGGAAAAAAAGUUCUACACAUCGACCGAAACAAGUACUAUGGAGGUGAAUCUGCAUCAAUAACUCCUCUGGAAGAACUCUUCCAGCGUUUCAAUAUCGAAGUUCCGGGUGACAAGUAUGGGCGCGGUCGGGACUGGAAUGUGGAUCUGAUACCAAAAUUCUUGAUGGCCAAUGGACAGCUGGUAAAAUUAUUAAUACAUACGGGCGUUACCCGUUACCUCGAGUUCAAGUCAAUCGAGGGUAGUUAUGUCUAUAAGGGAGGAAAAAUUGCUAAGGUGCCCGUAGACCAAAAGGAAGCAUUAGCCUCCGAUUUAAUGGGAAUGUUUGAAAAACGUCGUUUUCGCAAUUUCUUAAUCUAUGUUCAAGAUUUCAAGGAAGAUGAUCCAAAGACAUGGAAGGAAUUUGAUCCUGUUAAGUCCAACAUGCAGGCAUUGUAUGACAAAUUCGGCUUGGACAAAAAUACACAAGAUUUUACGGGACAUGCUCUGGCAUUGUUCCGAGAUGAUGAAUAUUUGAAUGAACCAGCUGUUAAGACCAUACAACGUAUUAAAUUAUAUUCGGAUUCAUUAGCCAGGUAUGGUAAAUCGCCAUAUCUGUAUCCUAUGUAUGGCUUAGGUGAAUUGCCACAAGGGUUUGCUCGUUUAUCAGCCAUCUAUGGCGGCACCUAUAUGUUGGACAAACCUAUUGACGAAAUUGUUGUGGGUGAAGGUGGCAAAGUUGUUGGUGUACGCUCAGGAGAUGAAAUUGCUAAAUGCAAACAGGUCUACUGUGAUCCCAGCUAUGUUCCCGAUAAGGUUCGAAAGAAGGGUCAAGUUAUACGCUGCAUUUGCUUGUUGGAUCACCCAAUUGGUAACACUAAAGACGCUCUAUCUACCCAAAUUAUCAUUCCACAGAAACAAGUUGGUCGCAAAUCUGACAUUUAUGUCUCUUUGGUUAGUCAUGCUCAUCAAGUAGCUGCUAAAGGCUGGUUCGUCGGCAUGGUGUCUACAACUGUAGAAACUGACCAGCCGGAGAAUGAAAUUAAACCCGGAUUAGAACUCUUGGAACCAAUUGCACAAAAAAUCAUGUCGAUCUCUGAUUACUAUGAACCCAUUGACAAUGGUGUCGAAUCGCAAAUUUUCAUUUCAGAAUCCUAUGAUGCCACUACACACUUUGAAACCACUUGCCUGGAUGUUUUGGAUAUUUUCAAGCGUGGUACUGGUGAAGAUUUCGAUUUCUCUAAAAUCAAACAUGAAUUAGGCGAUGAAGACCAGUAAAGGAGCCCUCUUGCAAAAAUUUUCUAUUGCUACACCACAUCAACAACAUCAAAAUCAUUUGGCAGUUAACAGGGGGAAUCAAAAAUGACUAAAGUGAAAAUAACCGAUACCAACAUAAAAAAAUGUAUUAAUAAUAUUAUGCAUAUAAUCGUAAAAUAAACAAAAAUACUUGUGCUUUGAAAGGAAACAUCAAUAAAAGAAAUUUAAAUAAAAGCUGGCAUAGCUUAAAUGAA
Molecule: messenger RNA, 1726 nt
Organism: Stomoxys calcitrans (stable fly)
Lineage: Eukaryota; Metazoa; Arthropoda; Insecta; Diptera; Muscidae
Gene: Gdi
Product: rab GDP dissociation inhibitor alpha
Exons: 3
Coding region: 162-1493 (443 amino acids)
Biological process (GO): vesicle-mediated transport; small GTPase-mediated signal transduction; protein transport
Cellular component (GO): cytoplasm
Molecular function (GO): Rab GDP-dissociation inhibitor activity
Source: RefSeq, a predicted model, not a curated record